Gadus macrocephalus (Pacific cod) is the source of this 3646-nucleotide messenger RNA. Its product is annotated as sorting nexin-14-like. Bases 160 to 3201 code for a protein of 1013 amino acids. The record is from RefSeq and is a predicted model, not a curated record. Gene Ontology annotation, molecular function: phosphatidylinositol-3,5-bisphosphate binding. NCBI's taxonomy places the organism in Eukaryota, Metazoa, Chordata, Actinopteri, Gadiformes, Gadidae. Gene Ontology annotation, biological process: autophagosome maturation. Gene Ontology annotation, cellular component: late endosome. The transcript is spliced from 31 exons.
CUGAAGAUCAGCACGCAUGGUCUGCUUGCUCCCGAUCAGCGACCAUUCAAAUAGAAACAAAUACACAUGGCACCGGUAAUGCACAGAUGAUAAUAAAAAGAACAACUUAAUGUGAAAUAGUCUUCUUUGAACCACUGACCUGUCCAUCGCCGCGUCGUCAUGCGGCCGCCGUGCGUCGUUACUCCGCGCCUGCCGCAGCCACCGCGCAUGUCUGCAAUACAAAUCAUAUCGUGCAGAGACAACAACAAAACACAGAUGAAGAUGAGGAACGGGGUUCGGCUGGAAGCAGUCCGAGAGCUGGCCCGUCAAUACCCGGUGUUUUGCUUUCUGCUGGUGAUCCUGCUACUGUCAACAGUCCUGCUGAACAGAUAUCUUCACAUACUAAUGGUGUUUUGGUCGUUUCUGGCUGGAGUGGUGACGUUUUACUGUUCUCUGGGACCCGAGUCGCUUCUGCCCAACGUCCUUACGUCCAUUAGGCCAAAAAUCAAGUCGUACCAACAGGAGCUCUUCCCCCUGGGUCACAGUUGUGCUGUGUGUGGAAAAAUCAAAUGCAAAAGGCACAGACCCACUCUGCUGCUGGAGAACUACCAGCCCUGGCUGGACCUGCAGGUCCCCUCCAAGGUGGACGUCUCCCUUUCAGAGAUUCUGGAACUGGUUCUGGAGAACUUUGUAUAUCCCUGGUACAGAGACAUCACAGACGACGAGGCCUUCGUGGACCAGCUGCGCGUGACGCUGCGUUUCUUUGCCGCCGUGUUGGUCCGCCGAACCCAGAAGGUGGACGUGGCUGCCCUGAUCACACGCAAGCUGCUGAAGGUCUCCAUGAAGCACAUCGAGGUCAUUAGCAAGGCCAGGCAGAAAGUGAAGAACGCUGAGUUCCUGCAGCAGGCGGCGCUGGAGGAGUACGGCCCGGACCUCCACAUGGCACUCCGCAGCCGCCGGGACGAGCUGCUGUACCUCAGGAACCUCACAGAGAUCCUCUUCCCCUACAUCCUGCCCCCCAAGGCGCUGGACUGCAGAUCUCUCACCCUCCUGAUAAGGGAAGUGCUGGCUGGUUCUGUGUUCCUUCCUUCCAUGGACUAUUUGGCUGAUCCCGACACAGUGAAUCAUUUAAUCUUGCUGUUAAUCGACAACUCUCCCCCCGCAGAGCCUACAGAACCAACAUCAGCUCUGGUUCCUUUCCUGCAACGCUACUCCGACCCACGCAACAAGAAGUCCUCGGUUCUGAAGCUGGAGCUGAAGGAGAUCCGGGAGCAGCAGGACCUCCUGUUCCGCUUCAUGAACUUCCUGAAGCAGGAGGGGGCCGUCCACGUUCUGCAGUUCUGCCUCACUGUCGAGGAGUUCAACGAUCAGAUCCUGAGCCCCGAGCUGACAGACGCUCAGAAGGUGCUGCUGCACGAGGAGGUGAGGAAGAUCUACACAACCUACUGCCUGGAGGAGAGCCUGGACAAGAUCCGCUUCCACUCCUUCAUCGUGGAGGAGAUACGCAACAUUGCAGAAGGCCCAUACGGAGAGGUGGUGAAGCUACAGACCAUGAGGUGUUUGUUUGAGGCCUACGAGCACGUCCUGUCUCUCCUGGAGAACGUGUUCACGCCCAUGUUCUGUCAUAGUGACGAGUACUUCCGGCAGCUUCUCAGAGGAGCGGAGUCUCCAGCCAGGAACUCGCGGAUGAGCAGAAAUAGCCUCAGUCUGGAUGACAUCCGCUCCUGGGACUGGAGCCCCGAGUCCCCCUCCUUCUCCUCCUCUCUUUUCACCGCCUCUGGCAGCUCGUCCCCCGCAUCACUCAACCCCCUCCAUGCCACCUUCACCACCUCCCCAUACGGCCCACUCACCCACCGCCACACCUCCCCCAAGAACACGUCCAAACGGGGCGAGUCGUUUGGAAUCAGCAAGAUCGGCAGCAAGAUCAAAGGAGUGUUCAAGAGCACCACGAUGGAGGGGGCCAUGCUGCCCUCCUACGGCCCUGUGGAGGGGGAGGAAGACAUGGUGGAGGAGGCCAUGAUGGUGCUGGAGGACGACUCCCCCGUGGAGGCGGUCACCACGCCCAGCACCCCCCGGAACCUGUCGGCCUGGAGCCUCAGCAUCCCCUACGUGGACUUCUACGAAGACGAGGUCAAGCGCGAGCGGGUGCCCGUGUUCUGCAUCGACGUGGAGCGCAGCGACCGCAAGGCCGUGGGCCAUGAGACAGAGAGCUGGUCUGUGUACAGGAGGUAUCUGGAGUUCUACGUUCUGGAGUCCAAGCUCACAGAGUUCCACGGGUCGUUCCCCGAUGCCACGCUGCCCUCCAAGAGGAUCAUCGGCCCCAAGAACUACGAGUUCCUCACCUCCAAGCGGGAGGACUUCCAGGAGUAUCUUCAGAAGCUCCUGCAGCACCCGGAGCUGAUCAACAGCCAGCUGCUGGCCGACUUCCUUUCCCCUCACAGCAUGGAGUCCCAGUUCCUGGACAAGAUGUUACCGGACGUCAACCUGGGUAAAAUCAUAAAGUCAGUGCCAAGCAAGCUGAUAAAGGAGAAGGGGCAGCACCUGGAGCCCUUCAUCCAGGCCUUCUUCAACUCCUGUGAAGCUCCCAAACCCAAACCCAGCCGACCAGAGCUCACCAUCCUCAGCCCCACCUCCGAGAACGACAAGAAGCUGUUCACCGACGUCUUCAAGAACAACGCCAGUCGCUCGGAGGCGGCGGAGAAGAGACACAACCAGAACUACUUCAUGGAGAUGAUCACGGUGGAGGGCGUGUAUGACUACCUCAUGUAUGUAGGGCGUGUGGUGUUCCACAUCCCUGAUUGGCUGCACCACCUGCUGAUGGGCGGUCGAAUCCUGGUGAAGAACACGCUGGAGGCGUAUGUGGACCACUGGCUGGGGGCCCGGCUGGGCCGCGUGGUGCAGGAGCAGCCGCUGGUCUCCCUCAUCACACUGCUCAGAGAUUCGGUUUUCUGUGAGGCCAGCCAGCCCAGGCCUGCUCAGGACAAGAAGAUGCGGUCCAAGCAGGCCUUUGAGGAGAUGAUGCUCUUCAUCCCAGAUUUCUUUACCAAAUGCAUCGGAGAGGAAGCCAAGUACAACGGGGUGCGUCUGCUGUACGACGGACUGCAGCAGCCCGUCCUAAACAAACAGCUGACGUAUGUGCUGCUGGAUAUCGCCAUUCUGGAACUGUUUCCUGAACUCAACAAGCCGGUUCAGAAGGAGGGGGGGGCUCCUCCUUGGAUGUAGAGGAGGAGAGCGGCGCUGAAUCGCUAUGGAAACCAAGAAUACUGUAUAGGAGGAGGGCAGCGCUGUGCCGCUAUUGAAACCAAGGGUACUGUACACGAGACUCUGUUCUGUCUAGGGGGGAAACGGCCAUGGUUAUUAUUUAUUGAUUCAUAUUUAUUGUUGCAUGUGCAAUGUUGUGUAAAUAAAUACAUGUGGAGAUAGCUGAUUAGAGCAGGCCUACAUAGGCCUACCCUUACCCCCCAUAGGCUGCCCCUAACCCUACCUAGGCCUACCCCAACCCUACAUAGACAUAUGUUCGGGUUUCGGGUUAUUGCCUUAUUUAUUACUGCACCUGGUUCUCUUGGAUGGUUCCUAUUGUACAGUCAAUACAUGGGAUUGAAUCGUCUCAUUAUUUUUUUACAUUUGUCAAUGUCUAACGUGAAGUUGAUUAAACGAUUCCAGUUUA